Bipolaris zeicola 26-R-13 is the source of this 750-nucleotide messenger RNA. RefSeq lists its product as uncharacterized. The record is from RefSeq and is a predicted model, not a curated record. The transcript has a single exon. NCBI's taxonomy places the organism in Eukaryota, Fungi, Ascomycota, Dothideomycetes, Pleosporales, Pleosporaceae. Bases 1 to 750 code for a protein of 249 amino acids.
AUGGCGCUGCUCGCUCGCACCGCUCGCAAUGCUCUCCUCGAGUCGAGGUCGAUAAUACAGCCCACGAUUUUCCGCGCAGGAGUAACAACAAUAUCGCACAACCUCGACACAUCAAAUACACCAGAGCCGCUUAUCCAAUCCGGCCACCGCAUAUCACAGGAAGCCAAGGAGCGCUCGAAAACCCCUCAACCUCUGCCAGCAAAUGCCUCUAAACCUGCUACCUCUGAAAAUAUCAAAGCGUCGCCACAUGCUCGAUCAGACAUUGUCUCAACGACACUCACACCCUCCAUCCGAACACUCCUCCCGCUCCUGCAAAUGCAACCAGCACACUAUAUAACCGCACAUCUCCACGGAAGACCCUAUCUCCUAACUCGUGGCGACACCCUUCGUCUUCCUUUCCAAAUGCCGAACGUCCGCCCUGGUGAUAUCCUGCGUCUUAACCGCGCCACACACAUUGGUUCACGAGACUACACAUUAAAAGCGCCAGAGGCCGUCAAGGGGACCUCGGACCACGGGAAAAAAGUGUACUAUUUGGAUGAACGGUUAUUCACUUGCAGAGCGCGCGUUGUCGGCGUCGAGAGCGAGCCAUUGCGGGUUGAGGAAAAGACCAAGAGGCGGCGGAGACAUGUCAAGCAUGUAAAGAGCAAAUUGCACUUUACAGUGCUGAAGGUUAGUGAGUUGGAGGUUAAGAGUCUGGAGGAGUAUGAGGCAGCGUUGGCGCAAGAGGGCGGAGAACAGAGUGUACAAUAG